AUAGCUUGUGAUGGAUGAUAGCUUGUUUGAUUAUAACAAUACGGAAAUUACAAAUUAAAUCACAGCAAUUAAUCUAAUUAAACUGAUCAGUUAAUUCAAUUGGUUGUUGUUAAAGUAUUAAAAAGUUUCGUUUGAUGCGAUUCUGCCUGCUUCAGUGCGAAUAGCGAUAUGCGUUGUUUGUGUUACUUGACAUGUACCUAUGUUUGAGAUUUCCUAAAUAGAGCUUUGAUGUGUUUAAAAAUAACAUAGUUGUGUCGCGACGGAUCGGGCGGCCGCGUCUGAUCUUGUGAAUCGAGCUCUUCACCAUGGUUGCCAAGUCUGCGCUUAAUUUUACUUUGCUUGUACUUGGUAUACAGGGAACAGUGCUAGGAGCACCUCCUAUGGAAGAAAACCUACCACCCAGACCAAAAGGUGGUGGUGUAGAAACUAAGUACUGUGAAUUUUUUAAUGACUCCUCAGUAUGUGAUGAAACAAAAAACCCUAACUGUCCACCUCCUGAAGUGAAAAGGGAUGAAUGUCAAGCUAUAGAAUCAGACAAAAGUAACCACUGCUUUACUCUUUGGCAUUUUAACAAUGAAACCAACAAAGCAACGGUUAAAGUUAAAGGAUGUUUUCUUGAUACGGUAGCUUGUAACGACAGAGCAUCGAGUUGCAGAUUACACAAUGUCAAACUGCCACUAUUACAUUGCUGCUGCGAAGGUGACAUGUGCAAUGAGAAUGCAACAUUCCCUGGGUUAGAGGCAGGUAUGUCAGCACAGACUGAGUUACCACCGGAAAGAGUACCAGCCUCACCAUUACCAACCCCUGAUGAUGAUACGAAAGCUGUCAUUGCAUACACAUUGACUCCUCUAUUUAUACUGUUUGGGGUUUUAGUAGGAUGUUACCUAUUGUAUAGGAAACGCAAAGGUAGCUCUUUUGCUGAAUUGGCAAACGGUGAAGCUUCGCUAUCUAGGCCACCAUCAGCGGGUGCGGGUAUGGAUCAUGAGACUGGUGGAUUGCUAAGUCAAGUUACAUUAUGUGAGGUGCGAGCGCGCGGUCGAUUUGGUGCAGUUUGGAGAGCAAAGUUAGGUCCAAAAGAUGUUGCAGUGAAAGUUUUUCCGUUGCAAGAUAAACAGUCAUGGUUGGCUGAACAGGAGAUAUAUCGUCUUCCGAGAAUGGAUCAUCCUGAUAUUUUACACUAUAUCGGAGUUGACAAAAAAGGCGACAAUCUGCAGGCUGAAUAUUGGCUUAUAAGUGCAUAUCAUGAGAAGGGUUCUCUAUGUGACUACUUGAAAGCACAUACCCUAACCUGGGCUGAAGCUUGGCGUAUAGCAGCCUGCGUCGCUCGAGGCUUAGCACAUCUUCAUGAAGAAGGAGGUGGAAAGCCAGCAGUCGCUCAUCGGGACUUUAAAUCAAAGAAUGUGCUUUUAAAAUCUGAUAUGAGUGCUUGUAUUGCCGACUUUGGUCUUGCAUUGAUAUUUGUCGCUGGUAGAGGCUGUGGUGAUGCCCACGGCCAAGUUGGAACGCGGAGAUAUAUGGCGCCUGAAGUAUUGGACGGAGCAAUAAAUUUCACUAAGGAUGCUUUCCUGAGAAUUGAUAUGUAUGCCUGUGCACUUGUGUUAUGGGAAAUUGCAUCGAGAUGUGAUGAAGGUGGUGUGGAACCAACAGCUCAGUACAGGUUACCCCUUGAAGAGGAAGUUGGGUCCCAUCCGGGUCUGGAGGAGAUGCAGGAGGCUGUUGUACAAAGAAAACUUAGACCACAUAUCCCACCUCGAUGGCGAGAGCAUCCAGGACUAUUUGUGCUUUGUGAUACGAUGGAGGAAUGCUGGGAUCAUGAUGCAGAAGCUCGACUGUCCGCGUCCUGCGUGCUCGAACGAGUGGCAGCUCAGAGACCAGCGUCAGCCACUGCCCCAGCUCUUCCACCUUUCACACACGACACCACUCCACUGCUCAUCCACGAGCUCGCAGAGCAACAAGUCUGCUGACCGGUACAAGAUCUGCCCUUGAUUGAGUUUUAAGGGUCAGUACUUUGAACAUUUUAUUAAUAUUUGUGGUAUUUGUGAACUAUAAUGAACUUUUUAAUGUUCCAUUAUUUGUUUUUAUAGGUUCAAUUAAUGAAAUACGAUUGAUUAACAAAAGUUUUAUUUGAAAAUGUUAAAAAAUGUGCCCAUUUUUGUCAUUUAUGAUCGUAUUUUUAAUGACUGUCAUAUUAUAGGGAUCAUUUUUAAAUUAUCUUUCAGCCAUUCAGUAUUCAAAGUGUAAUAAUUAUAAGGGAACAUGAAAGUUUUGAAUUACUGUAUCAGUUAUUGUGGCUACAAAAACGUAACAAUUUGCUAAACUUUUUAGCAUAGAUAAUGAAAUGUUUUGACAGCUGUCAUUAUGACGUAAAUAGUGAUGAUCAUAUUGUGACGAGACAUCGAUUCAAAAUAUUGUAUCGAUUAUUUAACAUUCUAACGACCCUUUUUUGACUUUUCCAUCAAACAUUAUAUGCCACAUUGUGGUAUCGAGAGAUUAUUGUUUAAAAUAAUUGUUUUUAUUAUUCUAUGGUUCUUGGCUUUGAUUAAAGCACGAUCUUGCCUACUAUAGUAAAGUUUAAGGCCUAUUGCAUUCUUUUCUCUCAAUCUCCUUGAAAUAACUAAAACAGCAAUAUUUUAUUACACGGAUGUAUCGAAAAGGAACCCUCUCGGUAAAAAACGGCCGUACUUUAAAGGCUUUUAAGGGUUUUUGUGUAACCACUGGCUUAUAUUUCGCAGCUAAAAUUAUU
Molecule: messenger RNA, 2743 nt
Organism: Papilio machaon (common yellow swallowtail)
Lineage: Eukaryota; Metazoa; Arthropoda; Insecta; Lepidoptera; Papilionidae
Gene: put
Product: activin receptor type-2A
Exons: 5
Coding region: 306-1964 (552 amino acids)
Biological process (GO): activin receptor signaling pathway; protein phosphorylation; cellular response to growth factor stimulus
Cellular component (GO): activin receptor complex; plasma membrane
Molecular function (GO): activin receptor activity; metal ion binding; activin binding
Source: RefSeq, a predicted model, not a curated record